CUUGUAGCAAAGGGAUGGGAGAGAGAAAGGGGAUCUUGUUGAUAACUUUGUUUCUCAACUUCAUUAGUUUCUCUGCUUGUAAGCUUGAUGUUACCCAAUUCCCUCCCUCCUUCCUCUUUGGGACAGCUACCUCAUCUUAUCAGAUUAGUAUAAUUUUAGAAGAAGGAAUGUGAAUUUAGCAAUAUAUAUAUAUAUAUAUUUAUAUUAUAUUGAUCUCUAGGCACCCUCAUUCCUUGCAAGAUUUCUUAUGUACGAGGCUUUUGUGUGAAUAAUUUUUUUUAAUUCUUAAAUUCGACAAAUCUUUAGCUUUCAUUUUAGAUUGAAGGUUCCUACUGAGAAGAUAACAGAAGUUUAAGCAAUUGGGAUGUGUUCACUCACUUACAAGGAAAAAUUGAAGAUGGGAGUAAUGGAGAUAUUGCUUGUGACCAUCAUCACAAGUAUGAGGAGGCAGAUUUGGAGGAAUUAAUCUUUCGGGGAUUGAAUUCUAUAACAAACCCAUUAAUCAACUCUUGGUGAAAGCAACCUGGUGAAUGCCACAUCAGCAGCCCCCUCACGUGAGCACUAAACCUCUCACCCAUCACCCACGUGUCGAGAAACCCCUGCAACGGUCACCAUCAACAAUCCAUGUUCUCUAUUCUUCUGGGUUCUUCCCCUUUUGAAGAAACAAAGUGAAAGGAGAGGUUCUUUAGUUCGGCAAAGCUUUAGGUCUCACCCAUUGCCGGCGGCGAUGAAGUAGAAGAGGGUGCACACCUUGAAGAUGGCUGUCAAUUGGGAGAGGCGGCAGGAGGGCGACAAAGCGCCAGAUUACUAUCAAAUAUCUAGGUUGAAAUUGCUUUCAAUGGCCACAGAGUUUGGAUUAGAUAUUCAAGGUUGUGCUUUAUGGUGGUAGAUGUAUAUGGCGAGGAUAAACAGUUAAAGGAGAUUCAAAAUGAUUUAGAUGCCCUAAAAAUGGCAAUGACUGUAGGGCCGAGUAAGGAAGCAUGUGUGUAUGUUAAACUUGCUGGGAUUGGUUGUGUUGAAGGUUCUAAUGGUGAAGCUAAAAAGGCAGAACAAAUGAGUAGGUUGGAGUUAUUGAAAGGAGUGGAAGAAGAUGAAGUUGGUGCUGAAGAUGAUCUAGAAGACAUUUUAGUGAGUGGGCAAGGAGAGGGGAAACUAGUGGAUGAGGAGAAUGAUUUGCAUGACUCAGAUUAUAGUAUUAAUGAUGGGGAUACUGAUGUAGAAGAUGGGGACAAUGUUACAAGACAAAGGCCUGAGGUAGACAUAAAUGGAGAACUUGGAGAAGUAGGAAGUGAUGGUAACGUGAAGUCAGACUAUGCUAGGUCUGAACAACUCCAAUCAUGCUCUUCAACAGACGAGGAUGAGUUGGUGACUGCCAAGCCUAGAUAUGCAGAAUUCAAUAAUGAGGUGGACAUCAAGAAUCCUCAGUUUAAGAUAGGAAUGAAAUUUGGUAGCUUCAAACAGUUUAGGGAGGCUGUUAGAAGUUAUGGGAUUAAAAAUCGAUAUGUGAUGAAAUUCAAGCCUAAUAACAAGAAGAAAUGCAAGGCAUUUUGUACGAAGGGGUGCCCUUUCUACCUAUGGGCCUCCCCUAUGGUGAAUGAUAGGAGCACAAUACAAAUUAAGACUGGGAAUUUGGUACACGAGUGUACAAGAGAUCAUGUCAAUAGACAUGUCAAUGCACAAUGGAUUGCAAACACUUAUUUGGAACAAUUUAGGGCAGAUCCAUCUUGGAAACUUUCUGGGGUCAUCCAAGCUGUGAAGACAAACCAGGAAGUUGAUAUUAGCAGGCUUAAGGCCUAUAGGGCAAAGUGUAUUGCACAAAGGAUCAUUGAUGGGGAUGAAGAGUCUCAAAUGGCAAGGUUGCAUGACUUUGAGCUAUUAAAGACUCACCCUGGUUCCGCCAUCAUUGUGAAUUGCAAUGAUGAAGGUGUAUUUGAAGCCCUUUAUGUCUGCCUAGCUCCAUUAAGAGAAGGGUUUUUAGCAGGUUGUAGGCAUCUCAUUUCUGUGGAUGGAUGCUUCUUGAAAGGCUUGUAUGGAGGGCAACUUCUUUGUGCUGUUGGGAUAGAUGCAAAUGAUUGCAUCUAUCCCAUUUCUUGGGCUAUGGUGAAGAAGGAAAACAAGGACAACUGGAAGUGGUUCUUCGAGGUGUUAGCUGAGGACCUGAGGAUAACUGACAGCAAGAAGUGGGCUUUCAUAUUAGAUAGACAAAAGGGUUUAAUGCCUGCAAUUGCAGAGGUAUUUCCAUACAGUGAGCAUAGGUAUUGUGUGACGUACAUUCACACAAACUUCAAGAAAACAUUUAGGGGCAAAGCUCUUAAGGACCAACUCUGGGCUUGUGCUAGGGCAUCCUAUUAUUCUGCAUUUGAGAGAGAGAUGGAAAUUUUGAAGGUGAUGUCUAUUGAAGCCUAUGAGUAUAUGAAAAAAAUAGAACCAAAACAUUGGAGUAAGUCACACUUCCAAAGUCAAUUUAAGUGUGACAUCCUAUUGAAUAAUUUGUGUGAAUGUUUCAAUAGCAACAUUGUUGAAGCUAGGAUAAAGGGUAUCAUCACCAUGAAUGAGAUGAUCAGGACUCUAUUGAUGAAAAGAAUUAAGAAAAGGAGAGAUGCAAUGCAAAAAGUAACAACAAUGUAUUGUCCUAGAAUAUUAAAAAAACUUGAAAAAUUCAAACAAGCUAGUUGGCUUUAUACCACAAUAUGGUCAGGGGGGGAUAUGUAUCAAGUUGGAGGUCCUGACGGGCAGUUUGUGGUUAAAAAAAAGCAUUGUUGUUGUUCUUGUAGAAAAUGGCAGUUGAGUGGUGUGCCCUGCAGCCAUGCAAUAUCUGUCCUGUAUUAUAAUAAUGAAAAAGCUGAAAAUUACUUAGACAAAUGGUACAAAGUUAGCACUUACAUGGAAACAUAUGCCCACAUACUUUACCCAACACAUGAUAGAGGUUCAUGGCCAAGGAGUGGGUACCCACCUGUCAUCCCACCAGAACCAGUAAACAAAAGGAGGGGUAGGAAAACUUUGUUGAGGAGGAAGGAAAUUGAUGAACAAAGUGGUAUAAAAAAUAACAGAGUUAAUAAGAAGGGAGUGAAGAUGAAGUGCAACAUCUGUGGUACAGUGGGACACAACAAGAGAUUCCAUGGAACUCAGGCCAACAAAUCUUGUGCAAGUGCAACAAAUACAGCUUCAAGAUCUAACAUAGACAUUGAACAACCUUUUUCCCAAGUGGGUAUCACCCAAGGCUUAAAAGAACCCUUUUCAAUGGUUAUUGAAAUCCCUAUUGAAGGAGUCCAGGAAGGUGCAUUGGUAACAGACUACACAACAAAUCAAGGAUCACAAGAUCCUUUGUCACAGGUGGUUAUAGACCCACUUUCAACAUAUACUGUGGAUCAGACCUUAGCAGGAACUCAAUCCAGAAUUACAAAAUUAACUAGAAGGGGUGGUAAAAAAUCAAGCAACAUUCAGGAAGAUGCAUCACAUGACAUACACCCACAAAGGAAACACAAGAAUGCUGCAGAAGGGACAAGAGCAAGGGAUCCUGAGAAAAGGAAGAGAGUGUGGCUACCACCAGGAGCUGGAGCUUUUUUUGGUUAAAAUGAAUCAAUUUCAAAAUGGA
Molecule: messenger RNA, 3595 nt
Organism: Dioscorea cayenensis subsp. rotundata (Guinea yam)
Lineage: Eukaryota; Viridiplantae; Streptophyta; Magnoliopsida; Dioscoreales; Dioscoreaceae
Exons: 12
Coding region: 880-3573 (897 amino acids)
Molecular function (GO): zinc ion binding
Source: RefSeq, a predicted model, not a curated record